AUGACCAGCCAGGCUAGCCGAGGUCGGAUAUCUCACCAGGACCCGAUCGACGACGAUUUUGACGUGCUUAACCCGGCCCAGAAGCCUGCUCCACGUCAGCAACGGACCGCUCGUCUGAUUUUGGCGUCCAAUGCGACCCGCGACCCCGUAGAUGCCUGCAUCCUCAGCAAACCGACCCGGCCAGGUCUAAGCCCUCGAAACAAAAAGCGCCCAAACCACGAGCUCGUCGAUGACGAAGAUGAACUGGCGUGGGGGACGAGCGGUAGAGAACCCCCUACAGCCAGCGAAAGGCAGGCAGUUGAGGGCUCACCGAAAAAUAAAUCCCCGAGUCUGUCCCGACGGGGGGAUAUGAAAUCAACCAAGUGGGCGGACGUCCGAGGAGAUCGCAUACCUACUGGCGUCGGCGUGGUAGCAGCUGUGUGCCAGCCAAAUUUCAGAUUUGCGGCAAGCAAUGGCCAGAACAACUGCUUCCUCCGACCGACCGAUGGCCCAGAAUUGCGUGUGUUUACUCACGAGAGCCUCCCUGCGGAGCCAUAUCAAUGGCUCAAGAUUACAGGGAAAGCGAACACCUUGUUUUACCAUCCGGACUCCAGCCUCAUCAAGCUCACCCAAUCAAGGGACCAAACCUCGAUACUAAUUGGGGCCCAUAGUCGCAAUCAGGUAUCAGACAGGCGUUUGUCCGACGGCACCCCGGUCCGCUUGACGGAGGCAAACGAAGCAUCGCCCAGAGCAAAUGCGGCUUUCACCGAAAGUGCGCCGGCCAGCUCUCGGACCCCCAUUCGACACCAGAUGCAAGUCUCAGCUCAGCACACGGGAACUCCGGUUCCCCCGUUCGGUACUGCUAGUGAACGCGCCCCGGUUGCGUCGCGCUCCUUGAGGACGAGGGACAUUUUUCAACAGGGGCCAGCGCCUGAAAUGCCGCGUGUAUCUGCCGUGCGUCGCUGGUCUGACGAGAAUCAGGACUGGGCACAGGGUUGGGAUAUGCCACUGAUCCGUCGGCGCACAACCGUGGACAAAGAAGACAUACCCAGGCUCGACGAAGGCCAGUGUCUGAAUGACAAUCUCAUCGGCUAUGGUCUCCGCUAUCUCUUUGACGUGUUCGGCGCAAGGACUAAGGAUUUACACAAGCGCGUUUACCUCCACAACUCCUUCUUCUACGAGAAACUCAAGGCGGGCAGGGGUGCGAUCAACUACGAUGGUGUCAAAAAUUGGACUACAAAGGUCGACUUGUUGUCAUUCGAUUACAUCAUCGUACCCGUCAACGAACACUACCAUUGGUGGGUGGCCAUCAUAUGCAACCCCGGGAAGCUUGACCCAGCCUCGAGACGGGCUUCGGGCGAUACUCGAGACCCCCCGGCCCAAGUGAUGGACGGCAAAGUCAACGGCGCGACAUCCGACGUGGAAAUGACGGACGUCACUGAAAAGCGGCCGCCGCGAUCACCGAGAGACAAAACAAACAUGGUCAAGUCCGACCUCGUUGACUUGGUUUCUGACGAUAAGAACGUCAGUAUAGACCUGACUUCGACGUUUCGGGCAAAGCAACCCAAAAAGGCAAAGGCUGGCGCAAAGACAUACAGCCCUGACGACCCAAGGAUCAUCACUCUUGAUUCUUUAGGCUCAACCCAUCCCCAGGCUAUCUCCCACCUCAGGAAGUAUCUUCUUGCCGAGUUUGAGGACAAGCGCAAAACGGUGAUUACCGACCCCCCCACGACGCUGGGUAUGAAGGCCGUCAAUAUACCGGAACAGAACAAUUUAUGCGACUGCGGUGUCUACCUCCUCGGAUACAUUCAGGAAUUCGUGAAAGACCCAGAUCAGUUCGUUCGAACCUUACUCCAAAAAGAGUCUCCGGAUUGGAAAUUCGACCCUUCGGAUCUGCGUAAUCUAUGGCGCGAAACGAUAUUCGAGGAGCGAAAGCAACACUUGAAACCGCAGCGGGGGCCCAAAGCAAAGCUCGAGGCAUCCGCCGCUGCCUCUCCUCCUAAGUCAAGCGUGGAGCCAAGCCGCCACCCAUCGCAGGAUAAUACUACUGAGGACACCAAAGGUACCGACACAUUAAACGGCAAGCUAGGAAACGAGACAAAUUCCUCGGGACACUCCGUCCCUAACAGCACCUCUGGUAGCCCGAUGAACGUGGAUACCCCGCAGGUAGAUGGUCCUAGCACGGAGCCUACACGUUGCGCCACACAGCCAACAAGAACGAGCGGCGGCGAAAAGCCGCAGGUUUCAGAGAUGGUACGCGCGCCACUAUCCCCUCGGCCGCCGGCUUUACAGCAAGACAACCUAGAUGAGGCCACAGUUCCCAUCCCUACCGUGGAAGACGACCCUGUCUCCCUCACCGUUAAGGCACCCGACGCGGAAGAUCUUCCCGGCUCACCCUCUCCGUCACGAGGCGAUCCAUUGCUUCUCUCCCCGCUAUCAUCCACAUCGCCGAGCGGGCCAGCCGAGGAUGGGGAAACAACUGUCGAAGUCUUGCCCGCCUCGUUCCACUCUCCCAACGCCGCGAAGCCGAGGGCCACACAAGGGAGACCGGAACCCUCAUCACCCGCGAGCGUGAGGCGCCGUCGGGCGGCUAAGGCCCGCCCGAAGCACACCACCAGCCAUUUUGUGGUUGAUGAAGGUCCGGUUGUGAUGAGCGCUGAGGUGGUGCGCAACUCGGAUCCCAUCGAUCUUACGGAUGAUUGA
Messenger RNA from Chaetomium globosum CBS 148.51, 2682 nucleotides. RefSeq lists its product as uncharacterized. Gene Ontology annotation, cellular component: nucleus; cytoplasm. Bases 1 to 2682 code for a protein of 893 amino acids. Gene Ontology annotation, biological process: protein desumoylation. The transcript is spliced from 2 exons. NCBI's taxonomy places the organism in Eukaryota, Fungi, Ascomycota, Sordariomycetes, Sordariales, Chaetomiaceae. Gene Ontology annotation, molecular function: SUMO-specific endopeptidase activity. The record is from RefSeq and is a predicted model, not a curated record.